Molecule: messenger RNA, 2139 nt
Organism: Yamadazyma jaroonii
Lineage: Eukaryota; Fungi; Ascomycota; Pichiomycetes; Serinales; Debaryomycetaceae
Source: the annotation of a GenBank genome assembly
AUGUCGAGGUCAAUUUAUCAAACUAAUGGUAAACCAUUAUCAGCUCAAGCUAUAUACCAACAAAAAUUAAAACAAGGAAUUUAUACCAGUCCAAAUAUUGGCAAUGUUGGAGUUAAUUCAAGUGCUUCCGAUACUGCAGCCUUAUUAGCAGCUUCAAGUGAUUUAACAGUUAAACCAAGUUAUGAAAGAACUGUUGCUCAAGAAGCUCAAGAUGCUGCAUUAGCUGCCAAAUUGGAAAAAAUCUAUCAAUGGUCCAGAACUGUUGAUCCAAAUGCUGAAAAUGCUGCUAAUUCUUCCUUAUAUAAGACUGAAGAACCUAUCUCAAAAAGUACAACUAUGACAUCAUCUGUUGGUAUACCAAGUUUAAAUGGUUCAUCUAUUUAUAAGAAAGCUAAUGAACAGUCAACAUCAACUAUGACAUCAAGAAUUAAUCCUGAAAAGAAUUCCAAACAUGGAUUAAAACCACAAACUUCAGGUAUUAAUUUAGAUAUCUCCAAGAUUUCAAGUUUAGCCAAUAGUAAUUCAACUAAAACCAUGGAUUCUAGAAUUAACCCCAAUUUAAAUGUUGGUAGAUCAGGAUUAACUUCAAAUUCAACUAAAUCUUUCAAAGCAAGUGAUAUUUCUGGUAAAUAUUUAUUAUCAGCAGCCAGUGAAAAAGCUAAUGAUAGACUUAAUAGUUUAAACAAUGGUACUCCCCAAGAUUUUAAAGCUCAAGCUCAAUUAUAUGCCAAUGCUUUAGCUAUUGCUCAAAAGAGAAGUGAUGACAGAGUCAAGAAUCAUAAAGUUGGAGUCAUUGAUUUAGGUGGAGGUUUAACUGUUACUCAACAAGAAUUAGAUAAAAUGGCAAGUUUAAUUGUCGCGCCAGUUUUGAGCGACAUUGACUCUAAAGCUAAACAACAAAGAGAUCAAGAUAAAGAAGCUAAUUUAAAGAAGAAAGAAGCUAAUAAGAAACAUUUAGAUGCUAAAAAAGCUCAAGUAAUGGAAAAAUUGAAAGAAAAGGAAGAUUUAGAAAAAGAGAAAAAGACUAGAUUCGAUGAAAAUGAAGAACAAAAGAAACUUAAAGAUGAAGAAUUUGUUACUUAUCAAGGUGAAGAAAAUGAUAAAGUUACUGUUAAAGAAGGAGAAUUAAAAGAACAACAAGAGAAAUAUGCUGAAGAAAAGGAGAAAUUAUUAGCUCAAAAACAGGAAAAUCAAGAUAAAAUUGAUGAAGAAGAACAAGAAUUAAUCUCUUCAAGAAAGACAGAAUUAGAAGAAAUGCAAUCUGAAAGAGAUGUUGAAAUCAAUCCGAUUUUAGAGGAAUUAAAAGUUGAGAAUGAAAAAUUAUCAGAAUUAACUGAUGCUAAAACUGAAUUAGCUGGAGAAGUUGAAACUUUAGAAAAGACUAAUAAUGAAUAUUUAACUAAAUUGAAAGAAUUAGAAGAAAAAUUAAAGGAAACUGAAGAAGAAAUUGAAUUAAAACAAUCAGAAUUCAAAGAUUUAGAAAUCAAACAUGAUGAAAGUAAUAAAGAAAUUGAAGAAUUAACUUCAUCUUCUAAUACCAAAUUAGCAGAAAUUUCUAAAGAAAAUGAAAAUUUGGAUAAUGAAAUCAAACAAUUAUCCGAAACUAAAGAACAACAUAUUUCUGAUAAAGCUGCUAAGAAAAAGGAAAUUAAAGAUCAUUUAGAUGAAAGAAUUAAAGAAGAAGAAGCUAUUAAUAGUGAAUUACCUGAACAUUUAAGAAAAGAUGUUGAUACCAAGAAAUUAUUAGAUACUUCGUCUAUAUUUUCCGAUGAACCAGUUCAAGCAAAACCUGUUGAAAAACCAAUAGAAAAGAAGAAAGAAGUUAAAGUUGAAAAGAAGGAAAAGAAAAAUCCUAUGAAAAGAUUAUCAAGUUUAUUCAAAAGGAAAUCUAUUCCAAAUUCAGUGGCUACUGGUGCAGUUGCAGGUUCUACUGCAGUUUCUGUUGCUAAAUCAACUGCUGAUAAAGCUGCCAAAUCAUCUGAAGGAGUUGUUGAAUCAACUAAAAAAGGGGUUAAAACUGGUUUAGAUGCUGGUAAACAAGUCAUUGAAAAAAGUGAAAAAGCCAAAAAGGAUGAUGAAGAUUUUGAUGAUUUAAGUAUUCAAGAUAAUAAAGGUGGUUUAUUCAAAGAAGAAAUCUAG